Molecule: messenger RNA, 366 nt
Organism: Haemonchus placei
Lineage: Eukaryota; Metazoa; Nematoda; Chromadorea; Rhabditida; Trichostrongylidae
Source: the annotation of a GenBank genome assembly
AAUCAUAAGGGUAAAACCAUGAAAUAUCGAGUGCCACUAUUCUUCAGUUAUUUCUCAACUCUAAAAUUCCAGGAAGGAAAACAUUCGCAGAAAAUCAGCCAAAUUACCAUAAACGAAUCGCGCGCUCUACGGCAGCUGUUUUUAAGGUUCUUCGGCGCUGGCAUUUCUCGUAUCCCCUUCACAACCAAUCCCGAAACUCGAGAACUAAUUCAUACUUACGCUGUAAUACCACCUCUUAUCAUUAUGUGCCAGAAUUAUUAUGUUUACUUUCUCAUGAGCUCGGAAUAUCGUCAUGUGUUCAAAACGAUGUUAGGCAUGAAAAAUACCCAACAAAGAUCCUCUACAAGAAAGGGUCAUUCUACGUGA